Molecule: messenger RNA, 507 nt
Organism: Panicum hallii
Lineage: Eukaryota; Viridiplantae; Streptophyta; Magnoliopsida; Poales; Poaceae
Product: classical arabinogalactan protein 9-like
Exons: 1
Coding region: 1-507 (168 amino acids)
Source: RefSeq, a predicted model, not a curated record
AUGCACCGCCACAAGCGGAUCUCGUCAGCGUCCUUCCCCGCGCCAGCCUCCUCCCUCCACGACACCGCCGGUCCUCCCCUCCUCCCUCCUCCACGCGCGCUGGCACUUCUUCUCCCCUCCUCCACACGCGCUGCCAUUCGUCCUUCCCCUAGGCGCCUGUGCUCCUCCUCUCCGCGCGCCGCCGACCUCCUCACCGCGCACCCGUGCGCCUCCUCCCCGGGCGGACUCGCCUCUCCUCGUGCCUGCCUCCUCCCCGCGCUGGCCUCGACCCCGCCCGCCGCUGCCGAAUCUCACUCCAGGCCGGCCUCCUCCCUGCCUCGACCCUACGCGCCGCCGCCGAAUCUUGCACCCAGGCCGGCCUCCUCCCCGAGCUGCACCUCCUCCUCCUGGGCCAGCUACCUUCCUGAGACAAACCUCCCCCGCACGUCAUCGACCUCCUCCUCGACCCGCGCUGGCCUCCACAUGCGCCACCGCUCCUCCAUCCCUCCCCUCCUCCACGCGCGCUAG